AUUUCUUCAGAGCUGUUGUUGCAGCCAAGUGGUUUAACCCAACAUCUACCCAAGCUAUGAAAUUUGUUAAAAACUUUUCAUCGUUUUCUCUUUCACGGAGCCCAUAUCAGGGAAGCCGAGUGGCAGCCCAACAGCGCGGCUAUUCGUCGGCAAAACACCUUGCAACUUUCUCCUACAGCCGGCAGAGCCCAGCAUCAUUGAACAGCACAACUUUGGGGAACUCAAGAUACACAUCGCAUCGCCUGGCACGGGCUUUUGCAACUAUGCCGAACCGCAACAGUAAGAGCGACAGGAGUGCUGGAAAUCCCGAAGGAACUAUCACAACAUCUAUAACCAUACUCCCAUCCAAAAACCCCGUUGCAACUAUCACAAUAUCACGGCCGGCCAAACUCAACGCCCUGAACAGCCACCUCCUGACAUCACUCCCGUCUAUGAUCCAAACACUCACCUCCACCCACCCCAAUCUGCUCGCCGUAGUCCUCACCGGCGCAGGCCCUAAAUCCUUCAUAGGCGGUGCCGAUAUCGCCGAGAUGGCCGCCAUCUCCCCAAGCCCGGCCGCUGCUAGGGUAUUUAUUCAGAAAGUCCACGCGGCAUGCAAGAGCAUCCGCGACUGCCCUGUGCCCGUCAUCGGGCGCAUUAAUGGGCUUGCGCUGGGCGCCGGCUUGGAGAUUGCUGCGUCCUGUGACAUUCGCGUGGCGAGUAGCAAUGCGCUGUUGGGCAUGCCCGAAACUCGUAUGGGCGUGCCGAGUGUUGUGGAAGCUGCGUUGCUGCCCGGAUUGAUUGGAUGGGGGCGGACGAGGAGGAUGUUAUUGCUUGGGGAGACGAUAGGUGCACGGGAGGCGCUGGAAUGGGGGUUGGUGGAAAAGGUGGUGGAGCCGGAGGAGUUGGAUGAGGCGGUGGCGGUAUGGGUUGACAGCCUGGAGAAGAGUGGGAUUGCAGCGGUGAGGAAUCAGAAGGAGUUAAUUGGGAAGUGGGAGCGGAUGGGAGUGAAUGAGGCUAUCGAGGCUGGCAUUGAUCAUUUUGGGCGUGCCUUCGAAGCAGAUGGGAAGGGUGUUGGCGGAGAGGAAGGGUCAGAGACGGAGCCAGGGAGGAUGAUGGGAGAGUUUCUAAGGAGAAAGAGAGGGACUAAAUUAUGAUUUUAGAGUGCGAUGCUAUAUCAAAUGAAAAUGACACUCCACAGAUCUCCAGAUCCCUUAACUCUUCUCUGACUUGUUGAAGUCAGUCAAUCCAUCGUGGCCCGAAGACAUGUCACCAAUCAGGGAAAAAGCUCUAAUGAGACAUGAUUGCCUUUGUUUAAAACUUUUCCAAUACGGACAGGCAGUUAACUUGAAUCAAUCUAUACAGCACAGUCUCUCGUCUUGAGGGGACGAACGGCAAACUGUAAUAAUUCUAUCUAUCAAGUACAUUUAAGCUGGGUUAGACAUUCUCAAUCGACUAUUCAAAAGGGGAUUUACCCGCAUUGGGUACUCGAGUUGUGACACCCUGUUUCCAUGUAUGCGUCUCGAGUUGCACCGACGGAUACCUUUAUCCAUUGUGGAUAUAGUUCCUUGAGAGAAUUGGGGGAGAGGGGUUGGGGGGAUACAGGUGCCGUGCAAGCAAGGCGGUGUCGAAUUUGGUUGCCAUUGUAUGGUAUGCUGAUGAGUUUCUUGAAAUGGAGUGAAGAACAGGAUGAAACGAAGAAGAAACAAUAUUCUUGUUUUCUUUUCCAGCUUCCUGUGGUUGCAUUUUCUCCCCCUUUAAUAACGAUCGUGCACCUAGCAGAAACAGAAUCUGGCCUAUGUCCGUUUCUUUCUAUCAUUCUAAUGUUGCACUGAAAUGAUUGACAAAAGAAAUUUUUGUAAGAGAUUGGUUGUUCAGAUAAUGGCCAUUGCCUG
Molecule: messenger RNA, 1874 nt
Organism: Blastomyces dermatitidis ER-3
Lineage: Eukaryota; Fungi; Ascomycota; Eurotiomycetes; Onygenales; Ajellomycetaceae
Product: enoyl-CoA hydratase
Exons: 3
Coding region: 57-1136 (359 amino acids)
Biological process (GO): fatty acid beta-oxidation
Cellular component (GO): mitochondrion
Molecular function (GO): enoyl-CoA hydratase activity
Source: RefSeq, a predicted model, not a curated record